AUGGCCAAGUCCAAGCUGCCACGCUCCACGCCAGCAGCACGCGCUGCGGCUGUGCCACCACCUAGGCUGGCCGCCGCUGCACAGCAACAGCAUCAUCAACAACAACCUCCGUCUACACCACCAGCUCCUGUGCCACCGACCAAGCCCUCUGUGGCCGGCGCAUCCACGCCACCACGAUCUGCUUCGCCCGUCUCGAAUCACGACACAGACAGCGUCGCGCUCUCUUCAGCCAAGAAGAAAAAGAAAAAGUCCAAGUCCAAAGCCAAGGACGCCGAUUUCAUCGACGAUCAAGAGUAUGAGCUUCAGCAAGCUGCGGCUCUGGCACAACGUCCUCGUUCGCCAGCGUCGCUUGCUGCCAGGGCACAGGCCCAGGCGCAGCUUUUGGCAGCCGCAAGUGAGCUCUACCGACGCAUUGAAGGCGACGCCCAAGGUAUUCCGGACGAUGAUGCUUAUUGGACGUCGCUCCCAGCGCAUUUGAGGACAUUUAUUCGCAACGCGCUACCUCUCGGCCAGUUCCCUCCAGCAGCGCAGGCGGCCCUUAACGAGAACGCCAACGAUCCAGCCAACCGUCACGCUUCGACACAGGCCAUGAUUGCUGUUGCCCAGCAAUUGGCCCAAGCAGCCCAUGCAUCUCAACGCCACAUUCAGCAGUAUCCCCCAGGUACUCACCCCUACCCACCGCUUCCGUUCGAUGCCUCCAUCUUUGCCGACCUCGCUCUGCAUCCCGAUCAGCCAUUGCCACUCCACCCCCAUCCCAACACUGCCAACAAUGCGCAUCCUACCAACGUCAACGGUGCCUAUGGCCAGUACUCUUCCAGCCCCAACCCGCCGCCUACGCAGCCACCAGUCGAACCAUUGCCGCCUCCCGUCGUACUCUACGACAACUUUGACGACGAAAUCGACAGGUUCGACGACGAUGGAGUCGAUGAUGCGCACUACUACGACGAUGCCGAGCUCGACGAAGACGACGAGGUUCUCGAAGCUGACGCGGGCCUCCUGCGUGCUCGCAACCGUGUUUGGAUGCAGGAAGGUGCCAAUCAUGCACUCAGACCUAACGGACUAGCUACGCAUCCGGAUGGCAUGCGUUCGGCGAGCAAGAACAAAAAGAAGAAGAAAAAGAAAAAGGGUGGAGCCGGAGCCGCUGCUGGACACGGCGAUGACGAAGCACACGAGAUCGAGCUCGAGGUUCCUCCCCCCAAGCCUGUUCCCAAUCACCCUCCUCCUUCCACCAACGUCUCUUCGGUAGCGCGAAAUUCGAAUCCUCCGCCUCCCAGCUCCCGCGCCGCUGGCAAACAGCCCAUGACCUUCAAUUCGACUGGCAAGACGCCAGCAAGGCCCGCCAACGGCUUGCCACCUUCGUCCAACUCUGGCAAGCGCUCCGUCUCGUCUUCAACCCAUGGACAUCCACCCGCCGCCAACGCUUCGGCCAACAACGCCAAGAUCUGGUCUACUAGCUCGGCAGAGGAGCGCGAGCGCAUCAAGGAGUUCUGGCUUGGGCUUUCCAUGAAGGACAGGCAAAAGCUUGUUCAAGUCGAAAAGGAGACAGUGCUCAGAAAGAUGAAGGAGCAGCAAAAAUUCCUUUGCAGUUGCGCUGUUUGUGGUCGCAAGCGCUCCGCCAUUGAGGAAGAGCUCGAGGUCCUGUACGACGCCUACUACGACGAGCUCGAAGAGUAUGCUAACCAUCAGCAGCGAUGGGUCAGCAGUGGCGGCACCAUUCCACCACCUCCUGGCCCAGGUCCCUUCCCUGGCAGCGUUGCGCUCGAUGCUUCUGGCGCAGUAAUCGGCGGCGAUCCUUUGUCUCGCACCAGGGCAGCCCACGCCGGUCGCGAUACAAGGCACACGCACACGCACACACAUGCACACACGCACACGCACACGCACACGCACACGCACACGCACACGCAUGCCCAUCAGCAUCCCCACCCUCACCCGCACGGCCGAAAAGCAUCCCUGCAUCCCGAGUCUUCUGAUGGCUAUGAUGAUGACGAGCUUGACGAUGAUGCAGAGUACGACGACGACGACGACGAUGCCGACUACGACGACGAAGAUGAGGACGACGACGUUGAGCUCGAAAAGGAGCGUGCUCGCGAAGACUACGAUAAGCGCAAUCCUGUACCUUCCGCGCGACGACGCGGCACCAAUGACUCAAAUGACCUCUUUGGGCUCGGUAGUAGCCUCACUGUCAAGGGUGGUAUCCUCACUGUUGCUGACGACAUGCUCAAGAACGACGGCCGAAAAUUCCUCGAAAUGAUGGAGCAACUCGCCGAGCGCAGGAUGCACCGCGAAGAGCUCACCAACGCCGAGCUUGCUGCCAGCGAUGACGAGGACGACGUCGACGGACCGGACGAUGUUGAUGACGAGGAUCUCGACGAGGAAGACGAGGACGAAGAGGACGAAAUUCUCACCGAAGAGCAGCGCAUGGAGGAAGGUCGCAAGAUGUUCCAGAUCUUUGCCGCGCGCAUGUUUGAGCAGCGUGUUCUCGCCGCGUACCGAGAGCGUGUUGCUCAGGAACGACAGCUGCAGCUGCUCCGCGAGCUCGAAGAGGAGGACGACAACGAAAAGGCCCGAGAGGCUCGUCGCAUGAAGGAGUCGCAAAAGAAGAAGGACAAGAAAAAGGCGCAGCGCGAGGCGAAGGAGGCAGAGAGGCUCAAAAAGGAUCAGGAGCGAGCUGCUGCCGAGGCCGAAGUUCGCGCCCAGCAACAAGCACAGCGCGAUGCUGAGCUCAAAAAGCAGGAGGAGAUCCGCCUCAAGAAGGAAGCUGAGCGCAAAGCACGCGAGGACGAAAAGGCCAAGAAGGACGAGGAACGUCGCCGACGUCAGGCCGAAGAGCGCGAGCGUCAGUUGGAAGUUGAGCGCAAGCGCCGCGAGAAGGAAGAAAAGAUCCGACUGGAGCGCGAGCUUCAAGAAAAGGCUAAACGCGAUCGCGAAGAGGCUCAACGCAAGGCAAAGGAAGAACAGCAACGAGUGCAACGCGCAAAAGAGCUCAAGGCCAAGGAAGAGCAGGAACGCAAGGCCGAGGCCGCCCAAAAGGAGAAAGAGGCUCGAGCCCAGGCGCAGCGCGAGGCCAAGCAGGCAGCAGCUGCCGCUUCUCGCGGUGCUUCCGCCGCCCAAGGCGUACCCAGCUCUCCCUCGACAGGUCCCAAGGCUGGCUCCAACAAGGCCGCGAACGCUUCGACUCCUGGAACCCCUGCUCGCGGCGGCAAAAAUGGCUCUGUUACUGGUCCUCCCACCGUUGGUCUAGGCCAAGAUCAGGUCCAGCCGCGUGGCGUCCAUAGUCAACGAUCGGCUGCCAGCUCAAAGCAUGCACCAGGUACCGGAGGGCCGAAUGCAGCCGGUGGACUCGCUGCUGCCGUGGCUGCUUCGUCUGUUGCUCCAGCCGGAUCGUCGUCCAACGCUGUAGGCUCAACUUUGCCAGCUCCACCGCAGGGCUUGCCUCCUCGUCCGUCGACCGCCGUCUUGACGCCUGCUGGCUCUUCAUCGCAGACCUCUUCGGUCUCAGUUGCCGCCAAUGCUGGACUUCCUCGUCCUCCCACCAAUCUCGCCGGUGGAGGAUCUUCGUCGGCCGUACCGCCAUCUCUUGGCUUUGGAUCGAUUGCACUUAACGCCCAAUCCAACGUGCCGAUGCCGUCGGCCAAGACUCCCGGCUCCAGCAUUUCGCCCAAGCCCGCUCAAUCGUUCGUGCAGCCUCAAGAGAAGCAACCUUCUCCCCCAGGAUUUGGCGCGGCCCAAUCGCCGAUGGGAGCUGUGUACGGCCAGCACGCAGGACUCGAUAGUCUUCGAUCACCUACGCUUUCAAACGGCUUGCAGAACAGCGGCAUGUUUGGCAGCAAUGGAAGCAUGAGCUCCAGCCUGCAGUCGCCAAGUCUGGGCGCUCCCGGCAUGGGCGGCAUGACGAACAGCCUUGCUUCGCUCAACCUCAACGCAGCUCCGCUGUCUUCGCCAGCUCUCAACGUCGGCAAUCCGCUGAUCAGCAGCAAAACACCCGGGCUUGGUAUGGAAUCGAGCACGCCCACCGGCCACAAUCUCGGACAUAUGCAUAGUCCCACGCAGACGCCCUUCUCGCCAAUGAGCGGAAGCGGUUCCGUGGAUCCGAUGCGUAGUCGCACAGCUUCGUUUGCCGACUCGGAUCCCAUGUCUUUUGCUGGCAUUCGACCGGGCUCGUCGCUUUCGCAGAGGGUACCUACGUACCGGUCUGGUGCACCCACGCCCAUUGGUCCCAUCGGACGACCCAAAGCGAUGGAUGCGAUACAGCAACACAUGCACGACGAACACACCGGAGCCAUCGGCAACGGACGUUCGUCGAGCACUACCAGCGGCUCUGGCGCUACCAGCCCGAGACUUCCGGAGGGCAUCCUCGGCAGCUCGGCUCUCGGAGGCGACGACGACAUCAUUGACCCCAAGCCUCGCCGCGUCAGUCACACGAUUCCGAUCGGUGGCGGCGCUACUGGAAGCAGCAUGGGCAGUGCAGGUUCGUUCUUUGGCGGUGGUAUGGGCGGAGGCAGCGCUGUUGGUGGUGGCUUUGGCGUGGGUUCGUCUUCCCCGUGGAGCUCAUUUUCAGGCAACAACCCGACUGCGCCGGGUCCCUUGUCUCCGGCUUUCAACGGCGGCGGCGCAGCACCUGGAUCGAUCGGGUCUGGUCUUGCGACGGGCAAUUUUGGUCUGAAUCAAAACGCUAGCACACCUGGCGCAGGCUCCAGUGGAUCGGGAAUGGCGGGCGGCGCUGCGUCGGAUCCAUGGGCUCGGAUGUCGACCAACUCUUGGGAUCGCGCUCGCUUUGCGUUUGAGCAGCCUGGCGGCAACGGUGUCGGUGCAGGAUCCAACGGUGGAACGCCCUCAGGACUGGGAGGGAUAGGUGGUUCGCACCAUGCGCAUGCGCCUGGAAGCCAUAUGGGCCAUCUGCACCAUCAAUUGGGGCUGAGCGCUGGGCCGGGCAACGGAAACGGAAGCGGCAGUGGUGGCAUGCUAGGCUCGUUCGCGCUGGGUGCACCUGGCAGCGGCACAAGAAACUUGUUUGGCGCACCAGGCAGCAACGCGCUGCAUCCAGGCGCUAUCGGCUCGGCGCUUUCUCCGACUUUGCCCGGUGCUCGACACGUCAGUGGUAGUCACGAGUGA
Mycosarcoma maydis (corn smut) is the source of this 5112-nucleotide messenger RNA. RefSeq lists its product as uncharacterized. Lineage: Eukaryota; Fungi; Basidiomycota; Ustilaginomycetes; Ustilaginales. The coding region runs from base 1 to 5112 and encodes 1703 amino acids. The transcript has a single exon. The record is from RefSeq and is a predicted model, not a curated record.